Molecule: messenger RNA, 902 nt
Organism: Tachysurus vachellii
Lineage: Eukaryota; Metazoa; Chordata; Actinopteri; Siluriformes; Bagridae
Gene: myct1b
Product: myc target 1b
Exons: 2
Coding region: 137-715 (192 amino acids)
Cellular component (GO): nucleoplasm
Source: RefSeq, a predicted model, not a curated record
GGCAGGAAGAAUGACGGCAAAGUUUCCGUCUCUGCAAACAAAAUCUGACCCAGCCUCCAUGAGAAAAAGAGUUUCUGAGUAUUGGCUUUCUCUGAGCUUUGACCGCAUGUGAAUUGCCUGUCUGUUCAUUUGCAAUAUGGCUGCAAAUGAAAACGAUACCAUUUUGGAGAUACUAAAAACUUUCGAUUUUGAGGAGCUGAUCCUGGCUUUCUGCUUAUCAAUGCUCAUUGGUCUGCUGAUUGGAAUUCUAAUUUUUAUCCUCCUAACAUGGAUCUCCAGACAGAGAGCUUCAGUAAGGAUUAGCACACGUCGUAAUCCAUCAUCAGAAGAUGCUGGAUUUCACAAUCCCCAUAGCCAGCUGGGCAGCUACAGGAGCAAUGGUUUCAAUCUAAACAGUGACAGCACAAGAGCCGUGAUAAACCUAAAGAGACAGACUUCUGUUGAUCCUAAUGAAAUCCUGGGACGCAGCCCCAGCUUUCAAGCAUCCACCUUUCGGCCACCGAGGAAAAAGUGUAGUGAUGAAAAAGAAGACGAGAAUCAAAGUGCUUUGCUUCCUGACACCAUUGGUACUGACUCUGUGAAAGAUCCUUAUAAUAUGGGCCAAUCAGAAUCAUUUUGGUUAGGAAAAGGCAGUCUGAGAGGCUUCCUUCCAACACAGACUCCUCCACCUGCAUAUGACAGCGUUAUUCAUAUCUUUCAAGAAACUUACACCUGAUUUCAUGUGCAUUAGUGUUACUUUUUGUGUGCGUUUUUCAUGCCGGUGAUUAAGGCUAUGUUCUACGUCUCUGAAGGAUAAUGUUUAUAUUUCUAAAGCUUGAGGUUCCCCCUAAUCUUGCUGUGUAUGUAGAACCAAAGAUGUGCCAACUAAUGCAGGACUGAUCAUGAUUGUAUAUAUUCUGUUG